AUGGCGUCCAACUAUACCUACUCCUUCUUCCGGGUCUCAAAGACAGAUGAAGUCGAAGCCUCAGCUCAGAAAUAUCGAGACCUACGCUUAAAAGCAUUGAAAACUUCACCCGAUUCAUUCUCAUCUACUUAUGAUAUCGAAUCGGCUUUCACCAAUUCCGAGUGGAUAGAUCGUCUCACCUUUCCCGAUCGAGAACUGUUUAUUUGUGCCGCGAAACCAUUGAGUCAUAAUCCUUCAUCUCCUAAUGAUAUCGAAUGGAUCGGCCAAGUCACUCUGCGAGGGCCUUCAUCCAGGGCUGAUUUCGAGUUACCUGUGGAAGCUGGUCAACCACCCCAAAAGUUUGACGAAGAGGAGGAGCGAUGGCAGAUGCUGAGCUUGUUUACGCUUUCAGAGUAUCGCGGCCAUGGACUUGGAAGCAAACUUUGUCAGGAAGCUCUCAAUUAUCUUCGAUCAUACCGUUCAUUUCCUGGUCAAGUUCAAGUGCGGCUCAUUGUUAAGGCGGGGAACGAUGUCACAGUCGAAUUGUACCGGCGUCUUGGGUUCAUCCAUGCUGGGAGGGCGACUCUUGUUGAAGCUCUCAUUGCAAAUGGAGACGAGCAUCUUGUUCCGAAAGAUCGAGCCUCGGCGAAGUACUCAGACAGAAAAGGGCUGAUUAUGAUAUCUCGUAUGUCGCGCUCAUGA
Messenger RNA from Penicillium vulpinum, 681 nucleotides. Its product is annotated as GNAT family N-acetyltransferase. Gene Ontology annotation, molecular function: acyltransferase activity, transferring groups other than amino-acyl groups. The record is from RefSeq and is a predicted model, not a curated record. The transcript has a single exon. The coding region runs from base 1 to 681 and encodes 226 amino acids. Lineage: Eukaryota; Fungi; Ascomycota; Eurotiomycetes; Eurotiales; Aspergillaceae.